AAUCAAAAUCAUUUUUCCAAUCAAAAUCAUUUCAAUCUUGGUCUCCCCGUCAAGAAGCUGCAGCAAGCUUUCUGGAAUUCCUCCCGCAGAUUUGAUUUCUCUGUUGCGGGUGACACUAGGGAAGUAAUGGAGCUUGCCAUGGAGUCAGACAAAGGUCAACUGACAAAAGAUAGUAAAAAAGAGAUUGAGCACAAAAUAGGACAGAUCCUGAAGCUUAUAAGGAACAACGGUCCGGAUAAGAAAGGAAAGCUCCCGCCUCCAGACGACUCAAAGAAGAAAUCAGAACUCGUCACGUUAGUUGAGGAUGUACACAAGCAAUACCAAUCACUCUACUCAAAGUACGCCAAUCUUCGAGGUGUCACCGCGAAGAAGGCUCGUGUAAGAAAGAAAAGGGCAGGCUCUGGAUCUACAUCAGCUUCAGAUUCCGAGUAUUACUCUCCUGUGGAGGCACCGAGGGAAAGGAGAGCAACGAAAGCCACGAAUAUGAGCAGAACUGGAGAACAGAGCGAUGAUCAGGAACAUUUGGAUGACAGCGAGAGCGCGGAACAACAUACCGAGGAACCCCCGAAUUUAGUAAAAGUUCAAGACAAUCAUGACGGGGAGGGAGGAGGUGCUCAAGUGAAGGAGUUGGAGGGACAAUUGAUUGCAAAUAAGUUCGAGAUGGAGACAUUAAGGAAAGGGAAACGAGAGAUGGAAAGGUUGCUUGCAGAGAAAGCAAGUGAGGUUGAAAAGAGGAAUCAAGAAUUGCAAGCACGUGUCGUAGAGCUUGAAUCACAACAAUACCCCACCACAAAAAUAGAUGACGAGGAAGCUCCUUUGACAUUGCAACAUAUGAAGGAUAGUGAAGAAACAUUUUCUUUUAGGAUUGGGGUAUUGACAUCAGAGGUGAGUAGCUUACAGAUGGAGUUGGCAUCACUACAUAACAUAAAGAAAGAUCUUGAGGCAAAACUAGAGGAGAAAGCUAUUGAAGUAGCACAAUUUGGGGAAAAGAACACAAAACUCAAUACUCGUGUUUCAGAGCUUGAAGAAAUUUUGGAAAAGAAAGCGGAUGAAUCACGUCAAAUGCAUGAAAUGCAAAACCAUUUGAAUGUAAUACAGCAGGAAUUGGAUCUAGCUGGCCAUCAAAAGGUUGAGUUGGAACUUCAACUGGAUGCAAAGUCCAAAGAACUUACUGAUAGUUCGAUUCAAAUGCAGACGUUAAGAGAUGAAUUAACAGCAAAGUCUACGGUUGAGGAGGAGCUACGGAAGAUGGACUAUCUAAGCAAGAAACAAGGGUUAGAGCUACAAGCAUUACGAAAUGAGAAAAGCAAGUUGGAAGAGGAUAUGAGAAAACAAACACAAGAAUCAACACAAUUAAGGGAGUCUAAUGAUAAGAUGAAUGCUACAAUUCAUGAACUAGAACAAGUGAUAUCAACUAAAGAAGGCGAUAUUGGGGUGCUUCAAAAUAAAAUCAAUGACAUGGACAAUGAGGCUUCAAUGGAGAUUGCAAAUUUGAAGGAACAAAUAACUAGCGUGCAGCAAGAGCUAGAAACUUCAUUAUCGGAAAAAUCUCAUUUGGAGGUUCAGAAAGAAAGAAUCCUAAAAGAACGCGAGGAUGUACUCAAGAAGAUCAACGAAGAGCCUACACUUAAACCAAUUAGACAUCUUUCUAUGGAGUCUCCCAAGGUGAAGCCAGUUGAGUCCGCUAAGUUGAUUACCCAAACAAUAGAGAGGAAGGUUGAAGAACUAGCAGAGCAAUACCAAAUGAGCAUGGAGAACCAUAUUCGUUUACUACGUCAGAGAGUCAAAGUUGCAGAACAAAUCCACAACGAAACAAAGGAUAGUUACAAGCAAAUAAAAGAAGAGCUUCAGAAUGAAAACAAAGAGCUUCAAGAUAAAGUAGUGGCAUUUCAAGACGCAUUGAGAAAAAUGAAAGGGACAUUAAUUGAACCCGGGGGAAGCUUGCUAACAGGAUUGGAUGUGCUGAUUAGGAAGUUAGAUGAGAGCAAACAUCCAUUAAACAAGAUGUCCAGGAUAUCAGAUGAACUUCAACUCGCUCGAAAUUGGAUGGCUGGAAAGAAAGGGGAGAUCAAACAGUUGAAAGAUAAUAUGGACGAUUUGACACUACAACUGAGUGACAAAGAAGGAAAAGUGCUAGAACUAGAAGCAAGGCUGACCAUGGCGAUGACAUUAGCAAGUGAAGAAGAGAAGGAGAUCGAUGCAUUGGAGAGUAAAGUGAGAGCAUUGGAGCAAGAGUUGAGAGAGAAAGAAGAGGCCAUAACGAACUUCGCAGAAGAGAAGAAGGAAGCCAUAAGACAACUUUGUAUGCUGACAGAUUACCAUCGAAAUCGAUAUACUCAGCUUAAGCGAUCCAUAUCCACAACAAGUCCAAAACCAACAAUUACACCCAAGUAG
Linum tenue is the source of this 2394-nucleotide messenger RNA. The record is from the annotation of a GenBank genome assembly. Lineage: Eukaryota; Viridiplantae; Streptophyta; Magnoliopsida; Malpighiales; Linaceae.